AUGCGACCAUUCAUGCAAUCCAACCCUAUCAUUAUCGAGGUCGAUGGCAUCGAGCACAGAUUUUCCCCAAUCGAUCGCAGUAAGGAUAUCCCAAACUCGAAAAAGAGCUUCAACAAAGUCAUGAACUUGAUGGAGACGCCUGAGGACUGGGCCAACCUGGGCACACUCCUCGCCGGAUACAAGAAGGCUGGCGUGAAACUUCGCAGCCAACACUGGGGGAAGAUUGUCCGCCGCGCCGAGGAGACUGGUAACAUCUACGCCGUGAUUGAGUGCACAAAGCAGGCGGAAAAGACUGGAUUGAAGUUGCAAACACACGAGAUGGUUGUGCGACUCCUGGCCGGCAUCAACGACAAGAUUAUCAACGGCAAUCAGGCCGCCACGGUACAAGCCGUCAAAUGGAUGGACAUGACCCUUGAUUUACUACACCGCCAAGAUCAGGUGAAAAAAAGAGAGGCGGCUGCGGAUGCCAAAGUCCACGCAUCGCGGCUGGCGCGCGGUCUCGUCUUAUUCACGCGGGCCUCUGCAGUCUCGGCAAAGCAGGCCGUAGGAGAGGACGCAGCUGCAGAGCUGACCCUGCUCAAGGACGAGUUGGAGCUCUUGAACACGCUGUGGAAGAACGCGGACCUCAAGGAUCUCGCUAGCCUCCCCGAAUUUGCGGUGCUAAACCCCAAGGCCGUCGAGAAGCACAAGAACCUUAAUGGUGCCGCCUUCGUCGGCGUUAUCGCCCAGAAUAUGAAGGCCAUCUCGCUGGCCCGCGAAUUGGUCCCGGCGGCGGCUCAGAAGCUCCAUACUGUGGAGACUGCCCUGUCAGAGCAUCUAACACAAUAUGCUACGAAUGACGAGCGUCGCGAUGGCAGCUGGGCCGGCGUGUUUAAGAAGAUUACCGGGGCCGAGCCGUCCUGGCCAGCAGUCCCGUCGAAACAGAUCAAGGCUGAUGGGGAAUUCAAGGUUUAA
This is a messenger RNA of Cordyceps fumosorosea ARSEF 2679, 954 nucleotides long. RefSeq lists its product as hypothetical. The record is from RefSeq and is a predicted model, not a curated record. The coding region runs from base 1 to 954 and encodes 317 amino acids. Lineage: Eukaryota; Fungi; Ascomycota; Sordariomycetes; Hypocreales; Cordycipitaceae. The transcript has a single exon.